AUGUGGCCUUGUCUCCCCGAUCGUAGGUGGUGGGUGAAGUCUUCCGAACAACCUGGGGUAACGAUGCUUGAAGGCACCGCUGACAAUUUGCUCAAGUUGUUCUUGGACAAUGGAGGGGAAAUUUCCCUGGACCUUAUCAUGGAAGCAACUAUCUCAGGCAAAGAGUAUCAGAAGCUGCUUGUAGUGGACUGA
Prunus armeniaca (apricot) is the source of this 192-nucleotide messenger RNA. The record is from the annotation of a GenBank genome assembly. NCBI's taxonomy places the organism in Eukaryota, Viridiplantae, Streptophyta, Magnoliopsida, Rosales, Rosaceae.